Messenger RNA from Gongylonema pulchrum, 315 nucleotides. NCBI's taxonomy places the organism in Eukaryota, Metazoa, Nematoda, Chromadorea, Rhabditida, Gongylonematidae. The record is from the annotation of a GenBank genome assembly.
AUGAGUGACCAUCAGUUGGUGGUUGUGGUCACUCAUUCACACUCACCAUCGACUUGCGGCCUCUGGUGCGCUGCUGCUGGUUUCUUAUUUUCCGGAAUGUCAACCGUAAUGCACAGUGCCUCUCCUGCCACUAUGGUCCAGCCUGUUCCUUGCCGAAUUGUGAUGCAAUAUCGCACAAUUGAAGAAGGGCGUCCGAUGCAGUACCGGCCGACCGGCACGGAUACCCAUUUUUACAGUUAUGCUAUUGUGGUUUUAUCGAAGAUAGAUGUGACAAAACGUCAAACAGUUGAUUUUACGAUUAGUCUUCUACACUGA